AUCAGGAUAGACUAGUGUUGUGGGAGUGUGAUGCUACAACCUCCUUAUAAAGGGAUUCGCACAUUGUGUCUUGAAAUUAGAGCACAUUGCCUAAAUUUGAGGUCUCCACAGAGUCACUGAAAAACAACUGUCAUGUAUUCGUUGAACGUGGAGGACAUGCUUCCUGUGGUCGAGACGCCACUCUUCUGGGUCGGAGCAUUCACCGUGGCCUCACUGUCUUUGUGGGUGCUCCACCGACUCGUCCAAGGUUUUCGGAUUUGGGUCUGGGGAAAUGGCCAGUUGCUCUCGCCGAAACUGGGCAAAUGGGCAGUUGUGACGGGAGCCACAGACGGCAUCGGUAAAGUCUAUGCGGAGGAGCUCGCCCGUAAAGGGUUCGCCAUGAUUCUCAUCAGUCGCUCCCAGGACAAGCUGGAUGAUGUCGCCAGGCAGCUUGAGACUCAGUACAAGGUGGAGACCAAGACUAUCGCUGUGGACUUUGGCCUGUCGGACAUCUACCCCAAGAUCGAGGCUGGACUGGCUGGACUGGAGAUCGGAGUCCUGGUGAAUAAUGUGGGGAUAUCCUAUCCCUACCCUGAGUACUUCCUGCAUAUUCCUGACCUGGACAAUUUCAUCACCAACAUGAUCAAUGUCAACAUGACCUCUGUUUGCCAGAUGACUCGUCUAGUUCUACCCAGAAUGGUGGAGAGGUCCAAAGGUGUGGUCCUCAACAUCUCCUCUGCCAGUGGCAUGUACCCUGUCCCUCUUCUGACUGUGUACUCCUCUUCCAAGGCUUUUGUGGACUUCUUCUCCCGGGGACUUCAGGAGGAGUAUAAGGCAAAGGGAAUCAUUGUCCAGAGUGUGCUGCCCUUCUUUGUGGCGACCAAGAUGACCCGUAUCAGGAAGCCCACCUUGGACAAGCCCACCCCGGAGCGCUAUGUGGCUGCUGAGCUGACAACCAUCGGACUGCAGGACCAGACCAACGGCUACUUCCCCCACGCAGUCAUGGGCUGGCUGACCACUGUCCUGGUGCCCAUUAACCUGGUCAUUUACUUUGGGGCAAGGAUGAACCGAGCCCAGCGUACUGGCUACCUGAAGAGGAGAAAGCUGAGGGAGCUGGCCAACCAGAGUAACGGGAAGAGUGACAGGCUGAAGAACGAAUAAGAACAACAC
Oncorhynchus nerka (sockeye salmon) is the source of this 1149-nucleotide messenger RNA. Its product is annotated as very-long-chain 3-oxoacyl-CoA reductase-A-like. The transcript has 11 exons. Gene Ontology annotation, cellular component: endoplasmic reticulum. Gene Ontology annotation, molecular function: oxidoreductase activity. Lineage: Eukaryota; Metazoa; Chordata; Actinopteri; Salmoniformes; Salmonidae. The record is from RefSeq and is a predicted model, not a curated record. Bases 133 to 1140 code for a protein of 335 amino acids.